CACAAGAGUGCUCACACACAACUGUUACUCAAGCUCACUCCGCUCCGUCUUCUUGACCACCAUCCGACCCGCGCUCCUCGGACCCUCUUGACUCCCAUACAGCGGGAGUCGAGCUGCUUUUUCUGGAUGAAUUCUCACUCUCUUCACGGUGAUUCUGCUGUCAGUGAAUGGCACGAGGCAAACUAAAGACGUUUGGUGACAUGUAGAUGUCGAUCAACCUGGGAUUAUUGAGGGAUGUUUUAGCUUCUACCAGUGGAAAGAUUGAACAGUUGUAUCGUCCGAGAUGGAUUUUGUGUGCUCGCUGCUUGGAUGGUUAUUGACACUGUGCCAUGUGGUGCUGCAAAUCACGGGAGAAGACGCAUCGGCGUGUCGAGGUAUCUUGGACGCCAGUGAGGCCGGAUAUAUCACCUCCCCCGGAUACCCUCUGGAAUACCCACCUCACCAGAACUGCCAGUGGGUGAUCACGGCGCCCGAGCCCUCUCAGCGAAUCGUCCUCAACUUCAACCCACAUUUUGAAAUCGAGAGGCUGGAUUGCAAAUACGACUUCAUCGAGAUCCGAGACGGGACUUCGGAAAAUUCCGACGUCUUGGGUCGCCACUGCAGCAACAUCGCCCCGGCGCCGAUUAUCUCUUCGGGUCCUUCCCUACAGAUUCGAUUCGUGUCGGAUUACGCUCACCAAGGGGCUGGCUUCUCACUGCGAUACGAGAUUUUUAAAACAGGCUCGGAAUUCUGCUUCCGCAAUUUCACCAGCAGCUCCGGGAUGAUCGAAUCGCCGGGCUUCCCGGAUAAAUACCCCCACAAUCUGGAGUGCUCGUAUAUGAUCAUCGCUCCGCCCCACGUGGACGUCACCUUAACGUUCCUCACCUUUGACCUGGAAAACGACCCCCUGCUGGUGGGAGAGGGCGACUGCAAAUAUGACUGGUUGGACGUGUGGGACGGCUUGCCACAAGUGUCGCCACUGAUCGGACGUUACUGCGGGACAAAGAUCCCUCCGGAAAUUCAGUCGUCCUCUGGCCUGCUGUCCCUUUCCUUUCACACGGACAUGGCGGUGGCUAAAGACGGCUUCUCGGCCCGAUACAACAUGACACGCAAGGAAGUCAGCGACUCAUUUCACUGUAGCAUGGCGCUGGGCAUGGAGUCCGGGAAGAUCAGCGACGACCAGAUCAGCGCUUCCACCAGUUUCUACGACAAUCGCUGGUUGCCGCGCCAGGCUCGCCUCAACAACAACGAUAAUGCCUGGACGCCGUCCGAGGACAGCAGCAAAGAGUACAUUCAGGUUGACCUCCAAUUCCUGAAAGUGUUGACGGGCAUCGCCACCCAAGGGGCCGUUUCCAAAGAGACGCAAAAGUCCUACUUUGUGACCACCUUCAAGCUGGAGGUCAGCACCAACGGCGAGGACUGGAUGAUAUAUCGACACGGCAAGAAUCACAAGGUUUUCCACGCCAAUACGGAUCCGGCCGAGGUGGUGCUCAACCGUGUGCCGCAGCCCGUUUUAGCCCGCUUCGUGAGGAUACGACCGCAAACGUGGCGGAACGGCAUCGCCCUGCGCUUUGAGCUCUACGGAUGCCGGAUUACAGAUGCCCCGUGCUCCAGCCUGCAGGGGGUGCUGUCCGGUCUGCUGCCCGACAACCAGAUCACGGCCUCCUCUAGCAGAGACGUGGUGUGGAACCCCAGCUCGGCCCGUUUAGUGGCCAGUCGUUCCGGCUGGUUCCCUGCACCCUCACAGCCGCUUGCUGGGGAGGAGUGGCUACAGGUGGACCUGGGUGUGCCCAAAACAGUGCGCGGAGUCAUCACCCAGGGAGCCAGAGGCGGAGAUGCUGCUAGCGGAGGAACAGCUGAGAACCGAGCUUUUGUUCGCAAGUACAAAGUCGCGUAUAGCCUCAAUGGAAAAGAAUGGAAUUUCAUCAUUGACAGAAAGACCAGCCAACCCAAGAUUUUCGAGGGAAACACGCACUACGACGCCCCGGAAUUGCGUCAUUUUGAGGAGACGGUGGCGCAGUAUGUCCGACUUUACCCUGAACGAUGGUCUCCGGUUGGGAUCGGGAUGAGAGUGGAGGUGCUGGGAUGCGAGCUUCCAGAAAUCAGCACGCCUGCAGACACCACCACACCUACGCCUCCAGCUCAGACCACCACGGCCGCCGCCUCCACCACAGCGGCCGCUCCUUCACCGACGGACGGCGCGUGUGACUUUGAGCACGGCCUCUGCGGCUGGACGCACGACCCCGGCGCCCCCCUUCUCUGGUCUCUGCACAGCCACGAGCUCAACAGCCAUCUAUACAUGGAAGCCAGCGCUAAGACAGCGCAACAAAGAGCCCGACUCCUCAGUCCGGUGGUGGCUGCCGACAGCGGCCCCGUCUGCCUGCUUUUUUCUUACCAAAUGUGGGGAGAAGCCGAGGGGCACCUCAGGGUCUUGCUGCUGGACGCCCACAAUGAGGAGACCCUACUUUGGACCCUGAAAGCUGACCAGGGUCCUGUCUGGAAGGAGGGCCGCACAAUCCUGCCUCGUUCGCCUAAAGACUACCAGGUUGUGAUGGAAGGCUUCUUUGCUCACGGCACUCGAGGACAUGUCUGGAUCGACAACAUCCACAUGAGCGCCAGCACGCCGCUAGAAGAGUGUACACAACCCAUCAACGCCUUCUCUCCAGAUAUGACGGCAGUCAAGACGCCUAAUCAGUUCGGAGACGUGCGACUCGUCAGCGGCAGAGAACCACUGGGUGGAGGUUUCCAGGUGCCAGAGUGGAACACCGCAUGGCCGACGUCAGAACCCGCCGCGACUCCGGCUUCGGAGAAGGACCACUCGUGGCUGUACACGUUGGACCCCAUUCUGGUUACCAUCAUCGUCAUGAGUUCCCUGGGCGUCCUGCUGGGGGCGGUGUGCGCGGGCCUGCUCCUCUACUGCACCUGUUCCUACAGCGGCCUGUCCUCACGUUCUUCCACCACGCUGGAGAAUUACAACUUUGAACUCUACGACGGGCUCAAGCACAAAGUCAAACUCAACCAGCAGCGCUGCUGUACCGAAGCGUGAGAGGUUAUUUACUCCUAGCUUCACUUUUGUGUCAACUGACUUCCAAAAGGAGACCAAUCUCUGGAGAAAAUGGCACAGUGUUUUUCGGCAAAAGCAACAAUGUGAAAAAGACCGAGGUCAACACGCCAGAUCGACAUAUCAACUUUUAGACCCUACGCUCCAUCGAGAGAACUGUUUUGAAGCGACGGUCAUAGAUUUGUAAGAAGUUCUAGUUUUCAACGUGCACAUACUGAGUCCAAAUAUCGUGUUGGAAAGGUGGUAGGUUAGCAAGCGUCGUUUUCGGGACCGGAGCUAAGCUCCUCUGUCUGACUUUUUGUUCCAUUGUCAGCUGGGCGCGCCUUUGCCGUGGUAUUUUUAGUCGCUGACGUUCCUCGACUUUGUAUUUCUGCACUCGCGCUCUUUCUGUUUAAUGUUUCUGUUCUGGCUCGUGGCCAAUUAGUCAUGUGUAGGGGAGGAAGAGUUUUUCAAGCUCCAGCGUGAAGGUUGCUGCGGGGGUAAUGGGUUUUUUUUUUAAUGACAGGAAGAGUUAUAUCCAUUGCAGACUGUUCUUUGGAGAGAAGGUCAUGUUUUCUUUGUACUUAAUAGCGAAAGGUCAAGGAGUUUUGGCGGGUGCAACCUAUGGAUUGCAGGGACCGAAGGAACACGGAGCAAGAACUUGAUUAUAUGUCCCGAGGAAGCAAACCAGAAAGUUCUUGUCUUGUUUUGGACACACAACAAGCCUUAAACUGGAAAUGUUGAGCAGGAGAACCGCAGACAAGCCAUGAUUUGAAGGACCUAUCCCAACGCCAUCUUUAACAAUCACUGCGCGAAACUUGUUUACAUGCAGUUAAUAUUCAAGUUAAGGUCGAUGUUGUGAUUUUUUUUUUUUUUGUCACCCAAACAAGGCCCGAGUUAACUCAUUGACUGUCAUUGACAGGGCUAGACGUCCAAUCCAUUUGUAGUGGGAGGGUGGCAGCGAAUGAACAUUUGUUCAUUCGCUGCCACCCUCCCACAAUAAAUGGUUUGGACGUCUAGUAGAAUUUCGUAUCUUUACUGUGAAUUACACUGACUUGUGUUAAAACUAACAUUUAGUAUUAAGAAUUUUCUGCAGUUUAUGGGAGACAACUCGCACCCCAAAAAACAGGGAAGUGUAUAUAUAAGGACCUAAUGAAGGCAUGAAGAAACACACCUAGCAUGAAGUCCACAUUUGACCACAUUUCAUAGCUAACGGACAUGCGCACACAAAACUAGCCCUCUCUUUUGAGGAACACAUCUCUGGACUAACUAGCUACAGUAUCUCUUUUGAAUUCCACGUCGCUGGACAACAGUAACUGAACAUCUCUUCUGAAGCACGCAUCUGCAGACUCCACUAACUAGCCCUCUUUUCUGAGGUCCCAAUCUUUAGAGUCCAGAAACUAACCAACAUCUCUGGCCUCGACAGACGGACACGCGCACACAAAAUUACCCUUCUCUUCUGAGGUACAUGUCUCUGAACAACGCUAACUAGCCUUCUCUUCUGAAGCCCACAACUGUGGACUCCCCUGAUUGGGCCUCCCUUCUGAAGUCCACGUCUUUGGACAAUGCUAACUAGCACUCUUAUUUGAGGCACACGUCUCUGGACUCCACUGACUAGAUCUCUCCUAUGAAGUCCACGUCUCUGGACUCCACUGACUAGCCCUCUCUCCUGAAGCCCACAUCUCUAGACUCCACUGACUAGCUCUCUCCUAUGAAGUCCACGUCUCUGGACUUCACUGACUAACCCUUUUAUUUAAGGCACACAUCUCUUGGCUCCACUGACUAGCUCUUAUAUGAAGUCCACAUCUCGGUACAAUGCUAACUAUCCUUCUCUUCUGAAGCCCACAUCUCUGGAAUCAACUGACUAGCCCUCUUUUCUGAAGUCCAUGUCUCUGGACUCCACUGACUAGAUCUCUCCUAUGAAGGCCACAUCUCUGGACUCCACUGACUAGCCUUCUCUCCUUUGCCCUGGGGGUGGCGUGUCUCAGUGGUAGAGUAGUUGUCCCCCAAUCCAGAGGUUGCGAGCUCGAUUCUCUGCCCUGAUAAACUCGUCUAAGUAUCCUCAAACAAGAUACUGAACCCCACGUUGCUCCUGGUGCUGUGUCACCAGCAGGUUAAAAGAGAUGUAGUGUAAAGAGGGCCUUGAAGGUGGAAAAGCGCUAUACAAGUAUAACUCCCUUUACCAUCUCUUUUGAAAUCCACGUCUAUGGACAAUGCUGACUAGCCCUCUCUUUUGAAGCUCACAUCUCUGGACUCCACUGGUUAGCCCUUUCUUCUCAGGUUUACAUCCGUGGACUCCACUGACUAGCCCUCUCUUCUGAGGUCCACUUCCUAGGUUCCACUAACUAGCCCUCUCUUCUGAAGUCCAUGUCUAUGGACAACCCUGACGAGCUCUCUCUUCUGAAGCACACAUCUCUACACUGCACUGAUUAGCCCUUUCCUCUGAUGUCCACAUCUAUAGACUCCACUGACUAAUCCUCUCUUCUGAAGCCCACAUCUUUGGACCCCAAUGAUUAGCCCCCUAUGCUGAGGUUUGCAUCUGUGGACCCCACUGACUAGCCAUCCCUUGUGAGGAACAAAUGUCUGGACUCCACUGACUAGUCCUGUCUUCGGAUACCACAAAUCUUUGGACUUUACUUAUUAACUCUCUCUUAAAUUUUGAUCCCUAAACUCAACUGAGUAACCCUCUCUUCUGAGGCCCACAUCUCUAGACUCCACAAACUAACCUACAUCUCUAGACUCCGCUAACUAGCCUCUUUUCUGAAGUCCAUGUCUCUGGACUCCACUGACUAGCACUCUCUCUCAUAGGUUUAGAUCCUUGGACUCCACUGACUAGCCCUCCCUUGUGAGGAACAAAUGUCUGAACUCCACUGACUAGCUCUCUUUUAGAUUUACAUCCCUGUACUCAGCUGAUUAGCCCUCUCAUCUGAGGUCUACGUCUCUGGACUCCGCUGACUAGCCCUCUCAUAUCUGAAGUCUACGUCUCUGGACUCUACUGACCAGCCCUUUUCUUCUGUGAUCCAUAUCUCUUGACUCCACAAACUAACCAACAUCUCUAGACUCCACUGAUUUGCCCUCUGUGCUAAGGUUCACAUCCGUGGACUCCACUGACUGGCCCUCCUUUGUGAGGACCAAAUGUCUGGACUCACCUGACUAGCUCUCAAAUUUACAUCUCUGUACUCCACUGAUUAGCCCUCUCCUCUGAGGUCCACGUCCACGGAUUCUGCUGACCAGCCCUCUCAUAUUUGGAGUCUACGUCUCUGGACUCGCUGAGGCCCACAUGUCUAGACUCCACAAACUAACCCGCAUCUCUAGACUCUACUAACUAGCCCUCUUUUCUGAGGACCGCAUCUCUGGACUCCGCUGACUCUCUUCAAAGUGCCUUGGAGCCUCGGGGAUCCAGCUUGCCUUUGGAUCAGGCUCCAGACAGUCACAUGACACUGAGAGUGAUCAUAAUAGCGCCCCCUUUGACCUAGGAGGACCAAACACAUUUGAGAAGUAGACUUCCUCUUGCACUGCUUGGACUGCUGCUGCUGUUGUUGUUGUGGUUGUCGUUUUAAAGGGGUCUUUGUACAGAAAUGCUCUUUUUAAUGAUUGUUUUGGUUGUUAUGAUUAUUUAAUAAAGGAUUUAUAACAAAACAAGAAACAGCCCAGCAUUUUUUUCCUCACUAGCUAACUUCUUUGCAGACUUUCUAAAGUAAAUUUUCACUUUUAAUUGCCAAAAAAACAGUAAUUGCACACAAACUUAUGCCAUCACAAGCAGAGAUAUUGUGUUGACUGCUUGCCAUACUGGGCCUCUAAUCUCCACAUGAACUCCCAUUAGUCUGGACCUCUGGUGGCCCUCAUUUGGAGCUCCUACAUCAAAGCUUUGAAGAGCGUGGCAUCUCGACUUCAACCGCCGCACCACCCCCAACCGCACACAUGAAAAUAUACGCUACCUAGCAAUUACUCUGCUUCUCUUUUCUACAGCGUGCAAAGUCUCCCACACACGAUUCCAUUUAUCCGUGCAGCCUCUCCUCACCUAAAAGCAAAGCUUGUUAGCAAACACAGCACAGACCGCCAGAGCUUCAGCGCCGUUUCUUCGCCGACGCCUGUAACGGAGCCCGAGAUUAGACGACGAGUCUCACGGGAGGAGAUGUGGAGUCGUGACGAACCGUUAAUGAGAGUGCUCAAAUUAGCGCUGCGUUUUUUUAGCUACAUUGCACUCUUGAAAUGUUGUUUUUUUGACUGUCAAACAGGCAGACGUCAUAGCCUAUUAACUUUGACAACAUGUAAUGACUCAGAGUUACCGUGAAAUAGCGCAGGUUUGCCUGUCAGAGUUGCGCUAACGCGGUCGGCGCGUGAGUGGCACUUAGCGGGCUCCGGUCCGUGACGCGGUAGAGCGGGCCAAUUACCGCCUGUGAAUAAAAAACACACAGUCACCGGUUCGCUGAAGGAGUGAAAUGCCAUCUGCGCAGGAGGGUGAAUGAUCCCAGCAGGGCAGACCACAUCAAACGAUAAAAUGCCGACAAAAAUACUACCCGAAGGCCCAGAUUGUCAUUGAUCCAUACCGCCUCUCGUUUUUUUUUUUUCAAGCUAAUUGUGGGGAUGCUGUGCAGAAAAAAACUACCUACGUAUAAACUUUUAUAAACAUUUCCAGUAGCAAAAAAAAAAGAGCUUCAAUUUUUGUCAAAUUCACAUAAUUAAUAAAAUUCCUCAGUCAAUUUUUGGGAAAAGCGUACAAUUCCACCAAAAUUGAAUUAAAACUUCCCCGUACAUUUUCAAUGGCCUCAUUCAUUUCCAAUAGCACAUUCGACUCCGCCAAAAUACGUUUUCAUUCAUUUCUAUCGAUUUUCAACUCGGUCCUACAAAAAUAUUCAUUAGUAGUCAUUAUUGUCAUGUAAUAUAUAUGGCGGAAAACACAGACAAGACUGAAAAAGCAGUUUCUGCCCUUGCUCCCAUCUUUAAAAGAAACUGCUGUAUUUUAAGCCAAAAGAACUGUUGUGUUUGAUGGAACAA
Messenger RNA from Corythoichthys intestinalis (scribbled pipefish), 8017 nucleotides. RefSeq names its product neuropilin 2a (gene nrp2a). Gene Ontology annotation, biological process: vascular endothelial growth factor signaling pathway; angiogenesis; axon guidance. The transcript has 18 exons. Gene Ontology annotation, molecular function: vascular endothelial growth factor receptor activity; semaphorin receptor activity. NCBI's taxonomy places the organism in Eukaryota, Metazoa, Chordata, Actinopteri, Syngnathiformes, Syngnathidae. The record is from RefSeq and is a predicted model, not a curated record. Bases 284 to 3025 code for a protein of 913 amino acids. Gene Ontology annotation, cellular component: plasma membrane; postsynaptic membrane; glutamatergic synapse.